AACCAAGAAUGCCAUCAGAGCCGGGGACCCUAAAAAAACCUCCGCAAACCCUAGCCGCUCUCCCCAAAAGCCGCCGCCAUGGGUCGCCGCCCCGCCCGUUGCUACCGCCAGAUCAAAAACAAACCCUACCCCAAGUCCCGCUUCUGCCGCGGAGUCCCCGACCCGAAGAUCCGAAUCUACGACGUCGGCAUGAAGAAGAAAGGCGUCGACGAGUUCCCGUUCUGCGUCCACCUCGUCUCCUGGGAGAAGGAGAACGUCUCCAGCGAGGCUCUCGAGGCGGCGCGUAUCGCGUGUAACAAGUACAUGGCCAAGUUCGCCGGCAAAGACGCGUUCCAUCUACGCGUUAGGGUUCAUCCUUUCCAUGUGCUCCGCAUCAACAAGAUGCUCUCCUGCGCCGGAGCCGAUAGGCUUCAGACUGGUAUGAGGGGAGCGUUUGGGAAGCCUCUUGGGACUUGCGCUAGGGUUGAUAUCGGACAGGUGUUGCUCUCUGUGAGGUGCAAGGACAGCAACAAGAACAAUGCUUGUGAGGCUCUCAGGAGGGCUAAGUUCAAGUUCCCCGGUCGCCAGAAGAUCAUUGAGAGCAGGAAGUGGGGAUUUACCAAGUUCAACCGUGUUGACUAUGUGAGAUUGAAGUCAGAGAAACGCAUCCUUCCUGAUGGUGUCAAUGCUAAGCUCUUGGGAUGCCACGGUUCUUUGGCUCUGCGUAAACCUGGGGAAGCAUUCAUUGACGCUGCUGCUUAGAAUCUCGUCUAGGAAUUGAAUUCGUGUGAUCCAAUUUCUGUUUGUGCUUUAAAUUCUGUUUGACUCUGAAAGUUUCAAUUAUUUUAAAUUUGCAUUUGUACUUUAAUGACUGAAAAGAUUAUGUCUUUCAUUUGGUACGCAAGUUUUGGGAAAUAUAUCUCAGUUAUGUCUUUCAUUUGGUACGCAAGUUUUGGGAAAUAUAUCUCAGUUAGUAUUUUGCUUGAACGAUAUGUUUGCUGUUGAAGGCCUAAUUUAAGUUAUCAGAAAGCUUUUCUUUAGCAAAGUGUCUUCAACAUAUAACUCUAGCCAAAUCAUAUCACAUUUUCACAUAUUUGGUGGAUAACGUU
Messenger RNA from Fragaria vesca subsp. vesca, 1088 nucleotides. RefSeq names its product 60S ribosomal protein L10-like. The transcript has 4 exons. Bases 79 to 741 code for a protein of 220 amino acids. The record is from RefSeq and is a predicted model, not a curated record. Gene Ontology annotation, molecular function: structural constituent of ribosome. Gene Ontology annotation, biological process: ribosomal large subunit assembly; translation. Gene Ontology annotation, cellular component: ribosome; cytosolic large ribosomal subunit. NCBI's taxonomy places the organism in Eukaryota, Viridiplantae, Streptophyta, Magnoliopsida, Rosales, Rosaceae.